CUGCCAAGGUCUAUCCAUUAAAUACAUGUGCCUCUAGUAUGAAGGCUCUCAAAAUUUGUAGACCAGGGGCGGACUGACAACUCAUGGGGCCCCCCGGGCAAUAGGGGAUCAUGGGGCCCCUGUGUCCUUGCCCAAACUCAAAAAAGCCUAAGAGAAAGGUACCAGGGGCAUCUAAUGGGGCCCCUUUACUGACCCCGGGCCCUCGGGCCAUGCCCGAGUUUCCAAAUGGUCAGUCCACCCCUGGU
This is a messenger RNA of Staurois parvus, 245 nucleotides long. The record is from the annotation of a GenBank genome assembly. Lineage: Eukaryota; Metazoa; Chordata; Amphibia; Anura; Ranidae.